Dibothriocephalus latus is the source of this 783-nucleotide messenger RNA. The record is from the annotation of a GenBank genome assembly. Lineage: Eukaryota; Metazoa; Platyhelminthes; Cestoda; Diphyllobothriidea; Diphyllobothriidae.
AUGUUGAAGUCAGGUGUAAGCUUUAAAAGCGGCGAUAUCAUUUUGACGGAGACCACACUAGCUCAUGCCCUCUCGAAACUCGCAUCGCCCUAUUACUGUGCCUACUGUGUAACCGCGUCAGACAACCUGUUGCAUUGCGCCCAGUGCAAACGUGUCUACUACUGCAAUCGACAGUGUCAAAAGGCAGGCUGGGCAUUCGGUCAUCGCGGUGAAUGUAAGUUGAUCGCAAAGGCCGGAGAAUUGCCGUCUGCUACACUACGUCUUCUCCUUGCUCUCAUCACCACGGAGAAGUACAAGGAUGCCUCCAUUUUCGACUCCUUCGUAUCGCAUCUCGAGGAGAAUCUCAGGGAUCCUGAAACCAAGUCGGAGAUAGACCGUGCUUUCGCUGACCUGUUAAUUUUCUCCGAUAAUACUCUCCAGAUUUCAGGCAGUGACUUUGAAGUACUCUUUUGCAAAGUUUGUUUUGCCCCCUUCCUCUGUCGAACUGUUAGGAAGGGCGUAAAACUGGAGGCCACCCGAAUGAGAGUUUAUUAUGUACAAAACCUGGAGUUGUUUUCUCGGGUGGGAUUUGCCGCUGGCGUUGUCCAGGGCUGCAUUUCCCGCCUCGGGGCAAAGCCCGGCAAUGGGGAGCGGACUUACGGUGUCCUUGCAGUCCGUGUUGCAACCCUCUGUCUGAGAUAUGACAGUUGCUUUUUAGUGAUUGUCAAGCGCGUUCACUUUUGGCAUGAUUGGGUGGGUCGGAAUAUGGCCACCUACUGCGUGAGGCACCUAAGUGGCCCUUGA